UGUGAAGACCCAGGUUUUCCACGUCAGUGUGUUUACCAAGAACAGAUUGACAGCCGGUUUAUGUGUUUCAUUUAUCCAUAUUAGGAACAAUUUAGCUUUUGAAUCAAUAGUUGUGGGUUUUAAUGUGUCUCACGUACUGGGAUGUCAAAAUAUUUUCAUUGUCCUAUAUGUUGUAAUUGAUUUUUGGUCACCACUGUUGGCCAGUUAGCUUGCUAGCUAACUAGCAGUUGAAAUUGUACAGGACUCCAUCUUGGAACUGCAAACAUACAGAUAUCAGGAUGGUCGACAAGAAUAUAUACAUUGUCCAAGGGGAGAUUUGUACUGUUGUAAGUUCCAUCAAGAGGAAUUCAAGGUGGAAUACCCACACUCCUUUGGAUGAAGAACAAGAUCCAUUGCUUAACAGCUUCAGCCACCUGAAGGAGACUCUCAACAAUAUAAAAGAGCUGUCAGAUGUGGAGCCCAACGUAUUCCUGCGGCCCUUCCUGGAGGUGGUACGGUCUGAAGACACCACCGGACCAAUCACAGGCCUGGCCCUCACCUCUGUCAACAAGUUCCUGUCCUAUGGCCUCAUAGAUGCUAACCAUGAGGCAGCAGCGGAGGCCAUCGAGAACAUGGCGGACGCCGUCACACAUGCCAGAUUCGUAGGGACAGAUCCCGCCAGCGAUGAAGUAGUGCUCAUGAAAAUCCUACAGGUCCUGAGGACUUUGCUGCUCACGCCCGUAGGAGCCCACCUGACCAACGAGUCUGUGUGCGAGAUCAUGCAGUCGUGUUUCCGCAUCUGCUUCGAGAUGCGCCUCAGCGAGCUCCUGAGGAAAUCAGCCGAACACACACUGGUGGACAUGGUGCAGCUGCUGUUCUCCAGACUACCCCAAUUUAAAGAGGAGGCCAAAAGUUUUGUGGGUGCCAACAUGAAGAAGCUAAAGAUGCGUGCUGGUGGGAUGAGCGAGUCGUCAAAGUGGAAGAAGCAGAAGCGCUCGCCCCGGCCCCCCCAUCACAUGGUACGAAGCGCCUCGGGUGGAUUGGAGCAGGCCCCUCCCACCACCCUCAGCAACAACAACCUCUCUGGUGGUGUCCUGUUCAUCGAGCAGGGUAGUUUGUCUGUCCCAGACAGCGUGGCCUCCUCCAUGUCUAGCCCCACAGACAGCGGCCUGGACACUUGCUCCAAAGCCACCUCCAGAGAGGACCUGACAGACCUGGACCAGAGCAGCUCCGCCGCCACCACCCCAGGCACGGCAACUAGCCCUUCCACAGAGCCUGGACGCCUGGACACUCAGUCUGAGGGGAAGCAGGUGGAUCGUGCCCAGUCAGCCUCGGUGGAGUCCAUCCCUGAGGUCCUGGAGGACAGAGAUUCUGUGACGGAACAUUCAGACUCAGCCUCAAUACACGACAUGGACUACGUCAACCCACGAGGAGUCCGCUUCACACCACAGCAAACACAGAGAGACGGUGCGGCUCUCAUCCCCUACGGUCUGCCCUGUCUGCGAGAGCUCUUCCGCUUCCUCAUCUCGCUGACCAACCCCCAUGACCGCCACAACACGGACGCCAUGAUGCACAUGGGCCUGCAGCUGCUGACCGUGGCUCUGGAGGCGGCCCACAUCGCCCCUUACCAGUCACUGCUGGGCCUGGUCAAAGAUGAGCUCUGCAGACACCUCUUCCAGUUGCUAAGUGUGGACCGUAUGAACCUGUAUACCGCCUCCAUACGAGCCUACUUCUUGCUCUUUGAGAGCAUGCGAGGACAUUUGAAGUUUCAGCUUGAGAUGUAUCUGAAGAAGCUGAUGGACAUCAUCACGUCAGAGAACAUGAAGAUGCCUUAUGAGAUUAAGGAGAUGGCCCUGGAGGCCCUGGUGCAGCUCUGGAGGAUCCCCAGCUUCGUCACCGAGCUCUACAUCAACCACGACUGUGACUUCUACUGCUCCAACCUGUUUGAAGACCUCACCAAGCUGCUCUCCAAGAAUGCCUUCCCUGUGUCUGGACAGCUCUACACAACCCACCUUCUCUCACUAGAGGCCCUACUUACUGUGAUUGACAGCACUGAGGCCCACUGCCAGGCUAAGGUGCUCAACAGCACCACUCAGCAGGACCAAUCAGCAGAAACUGUGUUGGCGGAAGGGGAGGGCUCAACCAAUGACUGUGUAGACACAACCACAGAAGCGAGCAGGCAGGUGAACAGUGCCAACGGUCAGAAUGUUCCAGAGGCUGACAGCGUGCCCCUUCCACCUACCAGCGGGCACCUGAUGGCAGAGAAGAUGAGACUGGGCAGACAAGACCAGGAGGAGACAGAACCAGCUGAGAAGAAAGAACCGACAAAGCCUCAACGCUUCUCGUCUUGUUUACCUGAUUCUCAGGAGCUGUUGGACAUCAGAAAUAAAAAGAAGCUGCUGAACUGCGGCACAGAGCAGUUCAAUCAGAAGCCUAAGAAGGGCAUCCAGUUCCUGCAGGAAAAGGGUCUCCUCAGCAGCCCCAUGGACAACAACGAGGUGGCCCAGUGGCUCCGGGAGAACCCCCGCCUCGACAAGAAGCAGAUCGGAGAGUUCAUCAGUGACCGCAAACACAUGGAGCUACUGGACAGCUUCGUCAACACGUUCACCUUCCAAGGACUGCGUAUUGACGAGGCGCUGCGUCUGUAUCUGGAGGCCUUCAGACUGCCAGGAGAGGCUCCGGUCAUUCAUAGACUUUUGGAAACCUUCACAGACACCUGGCAUAAAGUGAAUGGCUCUCCCUUCAUGACCAACGACGCGGGCUUCGCCUUGGCCUACGCUGUCAUCAUGCUCAACACAGACCAGCACAACAACAACGUGCGCAAGCAGAACAUCCCCAUGACUGUUGAGCAAUUCAAGAAGAAUCUGAAGGGUGUGAAUGGAAAUACAGACUUUGAUCAGGAUAUGCUGGAGGACAUCUACAAUGCAAUCAAGAAUGAUGAGAUAGUGAUGCCAGACGAGCAGUCCGGCCUGGUCAAGGAGAACUAUGUGUGGAGCGUGCUGCUCCACCGGGGGGCCACCUCCGAGGGGGUCUUCCUCCACGUGCCCGCCGGCAGCUACGACCACGACCUGUUCACCAUGACCUGGGGGCCCACUAUCGCCGCCCUCUCCUACGUCUUCGACAAGAGCCUGGAUGACACCAUCAUCCAGAAGGCCAUCGCUGGCUUCAGGAAAUGUGCCAUGAUAUCAGCUCAUUAUGGAUUCAGUGACGUGUUUGAUAAUUUGAUCAUCUCCCUCUGCAAGUUUACAACGCUCAGCAGCGAGUCAGUGGAGAACCUGCCCACAGUGUUUGGGAGUAACGGGAAGGCCCAGGUAGCUGCUAAGACUGUGUUCCACCUGGCCCACUGGCACGGUGACAUCCUGAGGGAGGGCUGGAAGAACAUCAUGGACUCCAUGCUGCAGCUGUUCAGAGCCGAGCUGUUGCCCAAGGCCAUGGUGGAGGUGGAGGAUUUUGUGGAGCCAAAUGGAAAGAUAUCCCUUCAAAGAGAAGAGACGCCUUCAAAUCGGGGCGAGUCUGCGGUGCUGAGCUUUGUAAACUGGCUGACUCUGAGUGGAGCGGAGCAGUCUGGUCUACGUGGGCCCUCUACUGAGAACCAGGAGGCCAAGCAGGCAGCAAUGCUCUGUAUCAAGCAAUGUGACCCAGAGAAGCUGAUCACAGAGAGUAAAUUCCUGCAGCUGGAGUCUCUACAGGAGCUGAUGAAGGCUCUGAUCUCAGUCACACCUGACGAGGAGACGUAUGAUGAGGAGGAUGCUGCUUUCUGCCUGGAGAUGCUGCUACGCAUCGUCAUGGAGAACAGGGACCGCGUGUCGUCUGUAUGGCAGACGGUGCGGGACCACCUGUGCCACUUGUGUGUCCAGGCCACAGAGAGCUGCUUCCUGGUGGAGAGGGCUGUGGUGGGCCUCAUCAGACUGGCCAUCCGCCUGCUGCGCAGAGAGGACAUCAGCUCCCAGGUGCUGCUGUCCCUGCGUCUCCUGCUGAUGAUGAAACCACACGUCCUGGCCCGGGUUAGCCGGGAGGUGGCCUACGGCCUCCAUGAGCUGCUCAAGACCAACGCUGCCAACAUCCACUGCACAGACGACUGGUUCACCCUCUUCUCCCUAAUCGAGUGCAUCGGGGCCGGGAUCAAACCCCCCGCCUCCUUCCAGGUCACCUCCACCAGUCCCGACAUCGACACAGGUGCCCAGUCGGACAGUGAGCUGUCGUCCCAUCACCACAGUGAGGUGAGUCUGGACCGGGGCUACACCUCCGACUCUGAGGUCUACACGGAGCACGGAAAGUCCAGGAUGCCCCGCUCUGUCACUGACGUGGACGUGGCCAGCAGCGGGUGGCUGGUGGUUGGUAAAGAUGACCUGGACAUCAACAAGGUACCAGCCUCUGGCUCCAAGCCCCUGCUCAACCCUCUAGUGAACCAGUACAGCCUGACCCUGGGCCAAGACAUGGGCUUCCACGACACCAAGUCCCUCAUCAAGUGUGUGGAGUCCCUCUCCUUCAUAGUACGCGAUGCUGCACAUGUCACCCCUGAAAACUUUGAGCUGUGCGUCAAGGCCAUCCGGGUGUUUGUGGAGGCCAGCCUUAACGGAGGCUACAGGACCCAUGAGAAGAAGAAGAACCACAAGUACGACUCUCAGAAGUCCCGUGUGAGGAGGAAACCUCGGGAGAAAGAAGGUGCAUCCCGCCGCGCCAAGGCCUCCAGCCAGAGGCCCUCCCGUUCCCAUAGCGACGACGAGGAGGACGAGGGGGUCCCGGCCAGCUACCACACAGUGUCAUUACAGCUGUUAGACCUGAUGCACACGCUGCACACGAGGGCCGCCAGCAUCUACAGCUCCUGGGCAGAGGAACAGCGCCACCUGGAGGCCGCAGGGAAGAAGAUUGAGGCCGACUCCCAGACACUGUGGACCAGCUGCUGGUGCCCUCUGCUCCAAGGGAUAGCCUGGCUGUGCUGUGAUGCCAGGCGGCAGGUGCGAAUGCAGGCCCUGACCUACCUCCAGAGGGCACUGUUGGUUCAUGACCUGCAGACACUAGAUGCUGUGGAGUGGGAGUCCUGCUUCAACAAGGUCCUGUUCCCCCUGCUGACCAAGCUGCUGGACAAUAUUAGCCCUGCAGAUGUGGGCGGCAUGGAGGAGACCAGGAUGAGGGCCUGCACCCUGCUGUCAAAGGUGUUCUUGCAGCACCUCUCUCCCCUGUUGUCCCUGCCCACCUUCGCUGCCCUGUGGCUCACCAUCCUGGAUUUCAUGGACAAGUACAUGCACGCUGGCUCCAGUGACCUGCUGCUGGAGGCCAUUCCAGAGUCUCUGAAGAACAUGCUGCUGGUGAUGGACACAGCAGGAAUCUUCCACAGCGCCGACUCUCGUACGGGAUACUCUGACCUGUGGGAGAUCACCUGGGAACGAAUCAACUGCUUCCUGCCUAACCUCCGGGAGGAGCUCUUCAAACAGACAGUCAUACCACAACCAGGUACUGGACCACACACUACACCUGCAUCUAUUAAGGUAUCAUCUCCAGUGCCCCCAUCGACUCCCCCCAUGCCCACCCCAGUGAAGAUGUCCCCCCUGAGUCACUCCCCCAUGAGUCAGUCCCCCCUCAUCCUGCAGCCCCUGGCCUCCCAUCUGCAGGUGGGGGGCGUGCCCCCCAUGUCCCUCCCCAUCAUCCUCAACCCCACCCUCAUUGAGGCCAGCUCCCCUGUCCCCCUGCUCCCUGCCCCCAGGCCCACUGACCUUAGUGACACCCCGGAGAUAAAAUAGAGCCACCAUAGCCCUAUGCCUACUCUCACAGGAGGACACUGUCCCCUACCUGUCCCCUAAACAACAUAGCUGUCUCCUUAAUAGCUGUCUCCUUAGGCUCUGCACCCCUUUGCAGGGGGGGAUAGACCAACUCUAACACAGGGAGACCCUGGACAUGCAUGGUCACCUCUCAGACAACACUAAACAACCACAGACACAUCUAGCUUUGGUCUUAUCUAACAUCCUGGGGACCUGCUGUCCUUCAAUAUUCACGUAUUCAUCAGAAAAUACAUAUUUAUGAUAUACAUAUACGAUGCUACAUGGAUAUUAAGGACAGCACCUAUUUGACUCGCUUCGAUCUUUCCGACUUCUCCUACCGAGUCAGUUUCAACUUGAGCCCUACAAAGUUGACUACGUUGUUAGUAUGCCUGUGCUUAACAAUAAUCUAGAGAUCCUGACAGGAAUAAAAUCAUAGUGAAUAACUUAUUUGGUUUUAGGUACUGCAUGUUGUUUACUGAAUAGGAUGUACAGAGAUGAAUUUACUCCAGUCAAAGUAUCAGGGCACUGUGUCUUACAACAAAAAAAGAGCGAAAUACUAGCUAUAUCAUAACUCUUGUAUCUGAAGGUCGAAAUAUAAAUGUACAGUAAUAUAAAGCAUACAGUUUAUAUAUUUCCAUUAUAAAAUUGUCAGAGGUUUUUGAAAAUAAUUAUAUUAUAUGAUAUCCUGGGAUGUCCAAAGAGGGAGAAAUUUGCCUACAUGUUGUCAUGAGCUUGUUCGCAAAAAGUUGAUUACGAUGGCCCUAAAACAUUAUUUGCCCCAAAUAACAAAAAUAUGUUUUAAAAGGACACUUUACGUAUUCUUAAGUCCUCUAAAUACUGUUAUACCCAAGCGGGACAGAGGUGUGCAUGGUUUGGCUUGUAAAGAUGGAUUUGAGAUGCUGCCAUUGCUAACAAGGGCAGCACCUAGAACAUUCCGAAUGUGACGACUGGUCUGGCCUAGGCGUCAGCUUUUAUCGAUCAGGUUAGGGGAGUUGUAUAGGAAGGUCUUAAUGAGAUUAUUUAAACGAGUACAGUAUUGACUUACUUUUGUCAUGUGUAUCAGGGUGUAUUGGUCACGUUUGUGUAACAUGGUGCAUACAUCAGCUGUGGCCACUUAGCACUUGAGUAACCAUAUUGCCAUAUUAUAUGACUUAACUGGAGCAGAUUGAGCACAGUCAAUCUGGGACAAGCUGAUCUGAAAUUCAUUUCUAAGUGAUGAGAUGAUUGGUCCAGAUCAUCUUUGCAAGUUUUCAUAUGGGACUACUUUAUUCCACUUGACACAGUGAAAGUAUUCUUGCAUGUCACUGUCUGUACAGUAAGCAGUACAGUUAUUUAUUGAUUGCAGAGGAGUUUGAUAUUGGUAGGUUGAAGUUAGAGCCUUGAUCUUCUAUCAAAUUAUACCCAAACCAGAUACCCAUACCAGACAUCUCACUGCAUGUGAUGAUGGAAGAAGAAUCGUUUUCAAAAGCCUCAACCACUUAGAACAGGGAUGGGCAACUGGCGGCGUCCCGCGGCCCCCGUUUGUAAAGCCCAUGUCAGCUAAAUUUUUUUGAUUGCGAAGUUAGUUUAGCGGCCAGCUAUCUAAACUUGUUAUCAUGGUCAAAUUACCGUCCGGGGCGCCCCCAUUGAUUUUGUUAAUCAGUCUCACUCGGAUAUCAUAUUAAAAACUGCUAAUCCAUUCCCACGGGGGGCCA
This is a messenger RNA of Coregonus clupeaformis (lake whitefish), 7432 nucleotides long. Its product is annotated as Golgi-specific brefeldin A-resistance guanine nucleotide exchange factor 1. Gene Ontology annotation, molecular function: guanyl-nucleotide exchange factor activity. Gene Ontology annotation, biological process: regulation of ARF protein signal transduction. The transcript is spliced from 39 exons. The record is from RefSeq and is a predicted model, not a curated record. Lineage: Eukaryota; Metazoa; Chordata; Actinopteri; Salmoniformes; Salmonidae. The coding region runs from base 279 to 5720 and encodes 1813 amino acids.